GAGGAAGGAGGUGCAGCAGACCGCCGGUGGGAGAGGUCAGCACCGUGUUCCCACCGGAGACAAUGCUGUUUCCCCCCGUGCCUGCAUAACGGGCUGUGUCUAUACUUUUUUAAACGGCAUGAAUAGGCCAUUCGUGCCUUUGACCUUCUGGUAACAUUACUGAAAAUGCUCCAUGCGUGUUGCUUAGUGCUAGAAGAUGGCGGAGUCAGAUGGCGGGGACUGUGCUUCGAAACACCCACAGAGCAGUAUGGCUAACAAGAAUAGCACCCUGCGCUGUACAUUCUCUACACCGAGCCACAGUGCCAGCCUCCUCCAGGGCUUGUCCGUCUUGCGCUCUCGGGGCCAACUACUUGACGUUGUGCUGGCCAUCAAUGAGGAGCGCUUCCAGGUCCACAAAGCUGUGCUGGCCUCCUGUAGUGAUUACUUCAGAGCAAUGUUUACUGGAGGCAUGAGGGAGGCAAAUCAAGAUACCAUUGAGCUGAAGGGCCUGUCCGCCCGCGGACUGAAACAUAUCAUUGACUUUGCCUACAGUUCAGAAGUCACUUUAGACCUGGACUGUAUUCAAGAUGUCCUCGGGGCAGCCGUUUUCCUUCAGAUGGUUCCAGUCGUGGAGCUCUGCGAAGAGUUCCUCAAAUCAGCGAUGAGCGUGGAGACCUGCCUUCACAUCGGCCAGAUGGCCACCACCUUCAGCCUGUCUUCCCUCAAAGAGUCGGUGGAUUCCUUCACCUUCCGCCACUUCCUUCAGAUUGCGGAGGAGGAUGACUUCCUGCACAUUCCCAUGGAGCGCCUAGUCUUCUUCCUGCAGAGCAACAAACUGAAGAACUGUAGCGAGAUCGACCUCUUCCAUGCCGCCAUCAGGUGGCUCCAGUAUGACGAGUCUCGCCGGGCUCAAGCCGGCAGCGUCCUCUGCCACGUGCGCUUUCCCCUCAUGCGCUCCUCUGAGCUGGUGGACAACGUUCAGACGGUGGACAUCAUGGUGGAGGACGUGCUCUGCCGCCAGUAUCUCCUCGAGGCCUUCAACUACCAGAUUCUUCCCUUCAGACAGCAUGAGAUGCAGUCUUCGCGGACACACAUACGUUCUGAAGUCUUGUCAGUCAUCACCUUUGGAGGGACGCCGUACACUGACAACGACCGCACGGUUUGCAACAAGGUGUACCAUCUCCCUGACAUGGCUUCUCGUCAAUUCAAAGAGCUGACAGAGAUGGACACAGGGUGCAGCCACGCCUGUGUUGCCGUACUUGAUAACUUUGUGUACGUCGUUGGUGGACAGCACUUACAGUACCGGAGCGGCGAGGGGGCGGUAGACAGCUGUUUCCGUUACGACCCGCACCUCAACCAGUGGCUGCGCAUCCAACCUUUGCAUGAGGCUCGUAUCCAGUUUCAGCUCAACGUGCUGCGUGGACAGCUGUAUGCCACCGGAGGGCGCAAUCGAUCUGGCAGUCUGUCAUCUGUAGAGUGUUACUGCCCAAAGAAGAACGAGUGGACUAAUGUGGAACCAUUGAGGCGCAGGAUUUGGGGUCAUGCAGGGACUCCCUGCGGGGAGAGGCUGUACAUCUCGGGGGGUUAUGGCGUGUCGUUGGAGGAUAAGAAAACUCUUCACUGCUACAACCCAGCCUCAGACCAGUGGGACUUCAGGGCCCCCAUGAUUGAACCCAGAGUGUUGCAUGCCAUGAUCAGCACCAGGGAUCGGGUUUAUGCUCUGGGCGGCCGCAUGGAUCACGUGGACCGUUGUUUUGACGUGCUUGCGGUGGAGUAUUACAUUCCAGAGAGCGACCAGUGGACCACCGUCAGCCCCAUGAGAGCAGGACAGUCCGAGGCCGGCUGCUGCUUACUGGACAGGAAGAUCUACAUCGUCGGGGGCUACAACUGGCACCUGAACAAUGUCACAAGCAUCGUGCAGGUGUACAACACAGAGACAGACGAGUGGGAGAGGGAUUUGCACUUCCCAGAAUCCUUUGCUGGCAUCGCUAGCACACCAAUUAUUAUUCCACAAAACACCACACAACGCUAACCAACCGACCUGUGACUAUGAAGACUUUACUAUAUGUGAUCUUUACUGCCGACCACUGACGCAAGGAGUGAACAUUAUGUUUGUGUGUUGUUCAGUCAUUUAAUGGAAUGGCCCGAAAAGCUACGAAGCAGCAUUACUCAUUUGGUAUAUUAUCAUGUGUCCUUGUUUUGGUCAAGAAAUGUUUAAUCAAUCAAACAAACCUUUUAGAGCACAAUUUGAUUUGAAAUUACUUUUAUGUAAAACACGUCAGGAUCUUAAUACACUUAUGAUUGUGACACAGGCUUUCAAAGGACCAUUUGAAGGAACAUUUGUAUGCGUUCCUGGGGAACAGCAUAUAAAAAGCUAAUGAGACGUUUCCUAUUUAUAUUUAAUUUCUUUGAAAUUAUUUCUCUUAUUAAUGGUAAAGAUAUCAUUUAUCUUCUGGAGUAGCAUCACCUAAAUAAAACAAAUUACUUUGUAAAAAUAUUAUAGUUUUACCAAUGAAGGGCUAAAGUUACAUACAGCACAAAUUGUCUAACAUUUUGAAUGGAAGUCUUGAGUUAGAUCGUGUGUUUACAAAGGUAUCAACAGACUGAACCUUAUAUUGUUAGACAUUUUGAUAGUAUAGUUUUGAAUGUUUUAUUAAGAUUAUCCUUUUUUGACCGAAUCGCAGUGUUGUUUGUCUCCUCAAAUGUACUUGUCAACAAACCACAACGGACAGUAAUGAUUGCACAAAUGAACACGGGUAGUGUUUGUGUUUUAUGUUGAUAUCUCAUAUUAAAUGCGGUGUUAAUGUUGUUUUUAUUUAGCUACCCUGAGUAUCCUGAGCUGAAACCUGACAGUAGUUGUUCUCUCAGUCACAUAAGAAGCCAGUUUGGACCUCUUAACGCAGCUACAUGAAUCAUUCAUGUGUUUUUAAUGUCAGUGUGUGCUGCUCUUUAUGUUAAACAAGUGUUGCAUAUUGGUUUUGUCCCUUGACUUACACAAUAUAGUGCCAUUUAUUUAUACAGAUUUAACAUCAAAACUACUCUGAAAAAUCAUUUAAACAAUCUUUUUGCUGUGUUUGAUACCGGCUUGGGUUUUUAUUUUUACUGCAUUGCUGCACUUUUCAGUAUUUGUCAGGCGUCUGAUUAUGCCGCUGAAUUUAUUAAUAUACGUUAUGUGUUUAAGGAAGACAUGUUCUUCUUUUUAAAUGUGAUCAUCUACACAAUGAUGUCCAUACAUGUUUCUCCUGUUGCCUUAGUGUAUUAGUCUUGUUUUAUGUGUACCAGUAAAAGCACAUGAUAUUAUUGAAGUGCAAUAUAAAGGAAGCCACUCUUGUCGAAGGGGAAUGUAGACAUGUGUGAGGUUUUAUGUGCAGCCUAUUAAAGUUGUAUCAU
Notothenia coriiceps (black rockcod) is the source of this 3369-nucleotide messenger RNA. RefSeq names its product kelch-like family member 26 (gene klhl26). Gene Ontology annotation, molecular function: protein binding. NCBI's taxonomy places the organism in Eukaryota, Metazoa, Chordata, Actinopteri, Perciformes, Nototheniidae. The transcript is spliced from 3 exons. The record is from RefSeq and is a predicted model, not a curated record. The coding region runs from base 197 to 2011 and encodes 604 amino acids.